CCGCCGCAGGCCCCGCCGCGCCGCGCCGCGUUUCGGCGCUCCGCGGGCGCGCAAGGGCGAGGAGAUAAGCGCCCGGAGCGGGGCUGCUCCGGGAGAACGGGGCUGUUCACGCCUUCGUGCUCUGGCGGGGCAUGUGAUGCUCGUGGCCAGUCUUAGCUUUGCUGAGCACUGCCUUCUUCGUUAGCAAAUUACUUGUGUGACUUCGUUAGCAAAUUACUUACAGAUUGUGUGACUGAUUUUUUUUUUUUUUUGAGGGAAUUUCGGCAGUCUAUAGGCAGGUCGGGCGUCUGGGAGCCGCCGAGCUCGCUAGGCGCCGAGCCGAGACAGACGAGCAGAAGUCCUCCAAGGCGCUAGAGAGACGCCGCGGCGCCCCGUCACGGCGGCUCUCCCUGGUGCCGAGGCGCUUCCAGGAGGCGCGGGCCGGCAUGGCGGCGGUGGGGGAGCGGCCGGGCCCGGAGCCGGGCCCGGGGCGCGGGGAGGCCCCGUUCAGCCCCUCGGUGCUGGGCACCAGAGAGCACUGGGAUGCGGCGUAUGAGAGAGAACUGCAGACUUUUCAAGACAUUGGAGAUGCUGGGGAAAUUUGGUUUGGAGAAGAAAGCAUGGUUCGUUUAAUUAGAUGGAUGGAAAAACACAAGAUCCCCCUUGACAGCUCUGUGCUUGACAUUGGAACUGGAAAUGGUGUUUUACUGGUUGAACUGGCAAAAUCUGGUUACACUAAUCUCACUGGGAUUGAUUACUCUCCUUCUGCAAUACAACUUUCUGAACAAGUAAAAGAGAAAGAAGGGAUAUCUAACAUUAAAUUCCAGGUAGAAGACUUCCUGGCUCUAUCAGCUGAGCUAUCAGGAUUUCAGAUUUGUAUUGACAAGGGGACUUUCGAUGCCAUAAGCCUUAAUCCUGAGAAUGCAGUUGGAAAGAGGAAGCAGUAUGUGAGAUCUCUCUGCAGUGUACUGAAACCAGAAGGCUUUUUCCUCAUAACAUCUUGUAACUGGACCAAGGAGGAGCUGCUGAAUGAGUUCGGAGAAGGAUUUGAAAUUCUGGAGGAGCUGCCAACACCCAAGUUUUGCUUUGGAGGAAGAAUUGGAAACAGUGUAACAGCAUUGGUUUUCCAGAGAAAAAAAGUGGGAUCAUGCAUCUUGGACAAAUUAGAUUAGUUGAGAAAAGAAAAGCCUGAACUUUAAAGAAAAACUGAUAGAAAACCUCAGACACGUGUGUAAAUAAAUGCUGUUUGAGUGCACAGUAAAACACUGUAUAGAACUCCAAGGGACUGUAAAACAUUGCCCUAGAAACAUUUCAGCUUUGCAUAACUUGCCUGUAAAUUUUGUCCUUGCUACAACCUUAUUUGGUUUGGGAAGCUGCAAGUAUGUAAGCAAGAGGAAAAUAAGGCAUUCUAAUUUUUAUGAUUGAUACAACUGAAUGGUUUUUGCAUUUGGAGUAUAUAGCUUAUAUGUCUUUUUUAUUUUGGUAACUGGUCACCAAUAGAGACGAAUGUAUUCUACAAAGUAAAAAUCUCUUCUCUGUCGUGUGGUGUAAUGGGAACAAGCUUUUGAGAUUCAAGUGCUGGAUUUUUUUCCCCCUUAGGUAAAUAUGAAUGCAACAGUAUUAUCCAAAACCAAUAUUUAGUUAAAUAAGGACAGAAAUGAAUAUAAAAUUUGUAGCACUUGCAAAACAGAACCAGUUAGUGCGUUAAAUUCAGAUUUUCAAAGGUUCUCAGACUCAGCAUUGUUCUAUUUCCAUUGAAAUAGCCUCCCUCUGCGGGAAAAGAGUUGAGCUAUUGAGUGUUUUUAAAAAUCUCACUUGCCUGAAUGUGUGCAUGCGUUGCCAGUUAUUUCCAGUGAUUCCAAAAAAAUAUAAAGGUGUGAUGUUAUAAUCUCACUAGUAGGUGACACAUGCCUCUUUCAUUAUUAAUUUGCUGUAUAGUAAUGUCUUAAGAGCCAGUAAUGAACAUCUGCUUUUCCAGUGAAUUUUUCAGGACGGAUUUUAGCUGCAUAAACCCAAAAGAAUCUAAACCAUAA
Rhea pennata is the source of this 2012-nucleotide messenger RNA. RefSeq names its product EEF1A lysine methyltransferase 2 (gene EEF1AKMT2). Gene Ontology annotation, molecular function: protein-lysine N-methyltransferase activity. Lineage: Eukaryota; Metazoa; Chordata; Aves; Rheiformes; Rheidae. The record is from RefSeq and is a predicted model, not a curated record. Bases 426 to 1151 code for a protein of 241 amino acids. The transcript is spliced from 6 exons. Gene Ontology annotation, cellular component: cytoplasm.